AUGUCCCCUCCGCUCUCAUCCAAAGGCAAAGAGUCCGGUACUGCCCGUGUCCUCGGUUCGGGGGCGUCUGGCGUCGCGGAAUUGCUCGUGUUCCACCCCGUGGACACUGUCGCCAAACGUCUCAUGAGCAACAAGGCCAAGAUGUCUAUGGGCACGGCCAACGCCAUUAUCUUCAGGGACUACGCGACCGCCUCUGUGGCCCGCAAAUUUGUGUCGCUAUUCCCUGGACUAGGGUAUGCAGCGGGCUAUAAAGUUGCUCAGCGGAUAUACAAAUUCGGUGGACAGCCGUGGUUCAACGACUUGAUCAACCGACAUUACAAGACCGAAUUCACAAACACCUUUGGCGAGCGGAAUGGUAAACUCAUGACACAGGCUGCAGCUGGGAGCUUGACGGGCAUUGGCGAAGUUGUGCUCCUCCCUCUUGACGCGUUGAAAAUCAAGCGUCAAGUCAACCCAGAGGCUUUCCGCGGUCGCGGCGUGGUUCGCAUCUUCCUGGAAGAAGGAACCACACUGUACCGCGGCUGGGGCUGGACUAUGGCUCGCAAUGCGCCUGGAAGUUUUGCUCUAUUCGGCGCUUCCGCGGUGACAAAAGACUACGUCUUAGGCGUCUCCGAUUACUCCAAAGCGACAUGGACGCAAAACUUCAUUGCCUCUAUAGCAGGCGCGGUCGCAUCCAUUACGGUCGCCGCCCCCCUCGACGUUAUCAAGACCCGUAUCCAGAAUGCCAACUUCGAGAACAACGUCUCUGGCGUUGCAGCGGUCAGGGAACUUGUCAAAAAUGAGGGUGUCUCCGCAUUUUUCAAGGGUCUGACGCCGAAGAUUCUCGUCGUUGGUCCUAAGCUCGUGUUCAGCUACACCCUUGCCCAGUCGCUGAUCCCCUUCUUCGCUAACUACGUCUAA
This is a messenger RNA of Mycena indigotica, 900 nucleotides long. RefSeq names its product Mitochondrial carrier protein. Gene Ontology annotation, molecular function: guanine nucleotide transmembrane transporter activity. The transcript is spliced from 7 exons. The coding region runs from base 1 to 900 and encodes 299 amino acids. Lineage: Eukaryota; Fungi; Basidiomycota; Agaricomycetes; Agaricales; Mycenaceae. Gene Ontology annotation, cellular component: mitochondrion. The record is from RefSeq and is a predicted model, not a curated record.